UGGGUGUCGCUGUGCAUGCUGGUCCAAGAGGAACAGAAACACGGUGCAGAGAGGGAAGACACCUCGAACUCUGCUUACUUUGUUAAAUGCGAGCCGAGAGUGCUGUGACUAUUGGUGUAGGGUUCAAAGUCGAUUGUCAUCUACAGUUUUGGAUUUUUGCCAACUCGGAUUGAGUUUUGCUAGGUGAAAGCGGGAGCAAUACAAUGUAUCCAUGCCCGACCUCUCAUUGCUUCGCGGUCCUCUGACGAGCUCAAACCCACUGUCUAUGGAGGGACAAACGAAAAGCGCAACGCUCAGGUACCAAGUACCCCCAUUUCGGUUAUCUGGGAGAUGGUAACAAAUGAACGGCACUGGAGGGAACAUGGUUGAGAGGACCAGCAAAUUUUUGUUUAUCGUCGUCGGAUCCGUCUUCUUCAUGCUGAUUCUAUAUCAGUACGUGGCUCCUGGGGUGAUGAACUUCGGGUCUCCGCAGGGGUACCUCGCCGAGGACAACAUGGAUAUUUUCCCCACUCCGGAUCCCCAUUAUGUGAAAAAGUACUACUUCCCUGUCAGGGACUUGGAACGCACCGUUGAUUUCGAGAUCAAGGGUGAAGAUGUGAUCGUGUUUCUUCACAUACAGAAAACUGGCGGAACCACUUUUGGCAGGCAUCUGGUGCAAAAUGUUAGACUAGAAGUCCCGUGUGAUUGCAGACCAGGGCAGAAAAAGUGUACAUGCUACCGUCCCAACAGAAAGGAGACCUGGCUGUUUUCGAGGUUCUCCACUGGCUGGAGUUGCGGGUUACAUGCGGAUUGGACCGAACUCACAAACUGCGUUCCUGGAGUGCUCAACAAGAGAGAAAAUAAAUCUAAAAAACUGAGGAAGUUCUACUACAUCACCCUGCUGAGGGACCCUGUGUCACGCUACCUGAGUGAGUGGCGCCACGUGCAGCGCGGCGCCACCUGGAAGACGUCCCUCCACAUGUGCGACGGGCGCACACCUACGCCCGAGGAGCUGCCGCCCUGCUACGAGGGUACAGACUGGUCAGGCUGCACCCUGCAGCAGUUCAUGGACUGCCCCUACAACCUGGCCAACAACCGGCAGGUGCGCAUGCUCGCCGACCUCAGCCUGGUGGGCUGCUACAACCUCUCCACGGUGCCCGAUAAGCGGCGCUCGCAACUUCUCCUCGAGUCGGCCAAGAAGAACCUGCGCGACAUGGCCUUCUUCGGUCUGACGGAGUAUCAGCGCAAGACGCAGUUCCUGUUCGAGCGCACCUUCCGACUGCGCUUCAUCCGGCCUUUUGUGCAGUACAACAGCACGCGGGCGGCGGGAGUGGACUUGGACAACGACACGGUGGCGCGCAUCGAGGAGCUCAACGACCUGGACAUGCAGCUGUACGACUACGCCCGCGACCUGUUCCAGCAGCGCUACCAGUACACUCGGCAGCUGGAGAGACGGGCGCACCGCUUGGCACUUCGGAGUCACGGGCUGGACCCCCGUGAUUUACUCAGAGAGGAGGGUGGUGUGGGGGGCGAGGGGACAGCCAGGCUGCCCACAGAGGACUACAUGAACCACAUAAUUAACAGGUGGUAGCCCCUAUCCCAUCCCACCCCAACCACCCACUUUCCUGAUCUCCCCAUUGUCUGGUAUGGUGAGGUUGCAUCAGAGUGAAUGUUUAGGAAAGGUGAGAUUUGGCACUUUUGGCUCGAGAGGAAGAAAGUUGCAGAGGAUUGGGUGCUGCAGUGGCUUACCUACAGACUUUGCAUGAUGCGAGCUGUGGGUUGCAAACCAGAUGAUAUCACUUCCCGCUACUGGAUGACAUAGUCCUUCUGAUCUUCUUGGACUAUGUGGAGAGGUCAGAUCUUUGAUUGGAAGCCCAUGAUAAACCUGAGUCACGGGGCUUUGUGAUUGGAAGCCCAUGAUAAACCUGAGUCACGGGGCUUUGUGAUUGGAAGCCCAUGAUAAACCUGAGUCACGGGGCUUUGUGAUUGGAAGCCCAUGAUAAACCUGAGUCAUGGGGAUUUGUGAUUGGAAGCCCAUGAUAAACCU
Messenger RNA from Oncorhynchus masou masou (cherry salmon), 2026 nucleotides. RefSeq names its product heparan sulfate 6-O-sulfotransferase 1b (gene hs6st1b). Gene Ontology annotation, molecular function: heparan sulfate 6-sulfotransferase activity. Bases 341 to 1570 code for a protein of 409 amino acids. Gene Ontology annotation, cellular component: membrane. The record is from RefSeq and is a predicted model, not a curated record. NCBI's taxonomy places the organism in Eukaryota, Metazoa, Chordata, Actinopteri, Salmoniformes, Salmonidae. The transcript has 2 exons.